Messenger RNA from Ambispora leptoticha, 269 nucleotides. NCBI's taxonomy places the organism in Eukaryota, Fungi, Glomeromycota, Glomeromycetes, Archaeosporales, Ambisporaceae. The record is from the annotation of a GenBank genome assembly.
AAAUGGGAUGCUGAUGACAAAGUCGACGUACAACAUUGGAUUCGCUUCCCUGCGUUCCGUCCUCUUCAAAAGCAUAUGAAAAAGGACGGAUUUGUUUAUGAUUUCCGCAAUAAGGAUUAUAUCUUUAUGAGAUGGAAGGAGCAUUUUCUUGUCCCUGAUCACCGAGUAAAGACCAUUAAUGGCGCCAGUUUCGCUGGAUUCUAUUAUAUUUGCUAUCAAUUAAGCACGGGCGUUAUUACUGGCUUUUAUUUCCACAAGACCUCGGAAAG